AUGCAACCAUGCCGUCCGCGUUUGUGUGCGUGUCAAGACGCUCGUAGCGUCGGAAUAGGAGCCCUGUACGCAUCCGGCAACUGGGCCGCGCUCCGCACAAAUGUGGCGGUCUCGCCAAGGGCAACGGUACAGGAACUGCUGACACCAUCGCUUGUGCCUACACGACACUAUCAGCGGAGUCUCCCCAAGCUGCCGCUGCCGGCUCUUCAUGACACAUUGCAGCGGUACCUGGCGGCUGCGGCGCCUCUCUGUACACCGCAGCAGCUUGCCUCCACGAGCGCGACUGUAGCCGCCUUUCUGAACGGGGAAGGGCGCCACGUCCACGAGGAGCUGCGACGCACUGACAAGGCAAACCCGCACACGUCGUACAUUUCGUCCGACCUGUUCGAGCAGACCUUGAAAGGGCGGAGCGCGCUGCCGCUGCGUUCGCACAGAACGUGGCUUGUGCGGCCGGAUCCGGAGAAGCAAGACAUGCUAGUACGGAGCGCCUACUGGCUCUGGGCCUCGGUUCACUUCUACAAGUUGUACCUCGAUAAUCAACUCCGCCCGGAGGUGCGGUACGCUGCUGAUGGCAUCUGGACGAAAAGGAGCGGCUACUGUACCUCCGAGUGGUUCCAACGCACGGCGGCGCUGCUCCCCGAUUAUGUGAGCACCCCGUUCGUCCACGGCACCUCGCUAGGUGUCGCGCAGCCGCUGGAUAUGUCGCAGUUUGACUGCCUUUUUAAUUCUACGCGGAUGCCAGGUGUCCUCCAGGACGAAAUAAAGCCGGUCGGCUUUGUACCCCAUGCAUUGGUGCAGUACCGCGGUCAUCAGUUCCAGAUCACUGUGGCCGAUGCAGACUGCGUGCCGCUUUCCAUUGAUGAGCUGUACGCUCAGCUGCGUGAUAUUGUGCGCACAAACUUAGCACCGGCGGACACCGACGUAAGUGUCUUCACUGCACUGCCGCGCACGGAGUGGAACGGGAUCCGGACAAUGCUGUUACGAAACGUCGUCAAUGGCAAAAGCCUGGAGGCGGUGGAGGAGAGUAUGCUGGUGCUCAACCUCGACGCGGACGAUGAGGGGGACGCCUUGGUGGACCCAAUGUCUCCUGUGGGGGUGACGGCGAAGUCGCCUUCCGUGCGAGCCGGCAACCGUUGGUGGGACAAGAGUCUGUCGGUGUCUGUUAACAGCCGCGGCGACAUUGCCGUCUCAGCCGAGUCGAGCUGGGGCGACGGCGUGGCAGUGCGACGGUACAUCAACGAUGUAUACGCUCUCAGUCGUGCAGCGCAUAGUCAUGUGUUACGGAAGGACGCGCCGGCCACGCACAGGCUCCGCCAGCUUCAGUGGCACGUCCCAGACGAGCUCGUGGCUACGGCGCAAAGGGUCACGAGGCGUGUAAGCAAGGACCGCGAGCGCCUCGAUGUCGCCGCCGGAGUGCUUGACAUUGCCACAACACCGACUCCCGCCGUCGAGGCCACGGUGCAGCUGGCGGCACAGCUCGCCAUGUUCCGCGUGCACCAGCAGCAGCCGAUGAACUGCAUGCAGAACACCGACAUGCAUCGCUAUCGCCGCGGCCGCAGCGAGCGAAUCCCGCUCACCACGCUGGAGAGCACCGCUUUCCUGCUGAGCAUGCGCUCCUCAGUACGGGAGACGCAGCAGGCCGCGUGCUACGCGGCCUUGCGACGCUACAAGGUGGAGAAGGAGGCCGUCAGUCGCGGAAGCAGCACCUGCAGCCACCUGCUCGCCUUGCGCCUAACGGCGGAGCGCUUUCUUGGCCGAGUUCCUGACGUGUACAACGACCCUGUCCUUUCGCUUGUCACUGAACCUGCGUUGUGCUUGGAGAUGGUCGAAGCGGAGUCGACCUAUGGCUGUGGGUACACGCUCCACCCAUGCAGUUGCCACCUCACCUGUAGCCGCACCGGAUCGACUCUGCUGUAUCAGGUGACAUCUCCACCCCCAUCGUCUAUAGGCGUUGCCACCUCCAGCGCCACCUUUGCAGCGGCCUUUACACACGCAUGCCAGGAGGUGUCGGCCCUGCUGGCGCCGUGCUGA
Messenger RNA from Leishmania major strain Friedlin, 2031 nucleotides. RefSeq names its product carnitine palmitoyltransferase-like protein. Gene Ontology annotation, biological process: fatty acid beta-oxidation. Lineage: Eukaryota; Euglenozoa; Kinetoplastea; Trypanosomatida; Trypanosomatidae. The record is from RefSeq and is a predicted model, not a curated record. Gene Ontology annotation, molecular function: carnitine O-palmitoyltransferase activity. The transcript has a single exon. Gene Ontology annotation, cellular component: mitochondrion. Bases 1 to 2031 code for a protein of 676 amino acids.